GGAGGGGUCAGCUUUUCUCCGGUAGUGAGGAUCCGGCUGAUCCGUUGUAGUGCAGCAGAGGAGGCCGGAGACUGUGGGGUGGGCUAGUCGCUGAGGCUGGGGAUGCCUGAGCAGAUGUGGAAGCAGCUGGAAAGGUGGCACAGCCCUUGGGUUGCCGCCGCCGCCGAGGCUUUGGCUGUUCCUAGGAGACAGAGGAGAAGCCAGUCUGCGGGGGAGGGGAAGCGAGUGGGUUGCUGCUUUUAGCAGCUGAAAGGGUUGCAGGGAGCUCUGGGUAAGACAUUUUCUAGCACCGUCGCUUCUGCGGUAGAAGCCUGCCGCGAGUAAGUCAGAGGAAGGAGGAUUGGGAGGGAAGGAGCUCUCAGUUGCAGCCAUGCCGAAUCACGGUCGCUGAUCAGGGUCCCUCACGGGGCUGCUGGGAGAACCCAGAGAGCAGCGCCAGUUCCCGGGUGCAUGCACAGUUUGGUGGCUACUAACCCUGCCGGGCCUCCCACAAUGGAGGGCGAAAGUAAGCGGCUGCUGUGUGACGUGAUGAUCGUGGCAGAGGACGUGGAGGUAGAAGCCCACCGCGUGGUCCUGGCAGCCUGCAGCCCUUACUUCUGUGCGAUGUUCACAGGUGACAUGUCUGAGAGCAAAGCCAAGAAGAUUGAAAUCAAGGACGUGGACGGACAGACCCUCAGCAAGCUCAUCGACUACAUCUACACCGCGGAGAUAGAGGUGACGGAGGAGAACGUGCAGGUCCUGCUUCCAGCAGCCAGCUUGCUGCAGCUCAUGGACGUGCGUCAGAACUGCUGUGACUUUCUGCAGUCUCAGUUGCAUCCCACCAACUGCCUGGGGAUCCGUGCCUUUGCAGACGUGCACACCUGCACCGAUCUCCUGCAGCAGGCUAACGCCUACGCAGAGCAGCACUUCCCAGAGGUGAUGCUGGGGGAAGAGUUUCUGAGCUUAAGUCUGGACCAGGUGUGCAGCUUGAUAUCCAGUGACAAGCUGACUGUCUCCUCAGAAGAGAAGGUAUUUGAAGCCGUGAUUUCGUGGAUCAAUUAUGAGAAGGAGACCCGCUUAGACCACAUGGCAAAGCUGAUGGAGCAUGUGCGGCUCCCUCUCCUACCAAGGGAUUACCUGGUCCAGACAGUCGAGGAGGAAGCUUUGAUCAAGAACAACAACACCUGUAAGGACUUCCUCAUUGAAGCCAUGAAGUACCACCUCCUGCCUCUUGACCAGAGACUCUUGAUCAAGAACCCCAGGACCAAGCCCCGGACCCCAGUCAGCCUGCCCAAGGUCAUGAUUGUGGUUGGUGGCCAGGCACCCAAGGCGAUCCGCAGCGUGGAGUGCUAUGAUUUUGAGGAGGGCCGCUGGGACCAGAUAGCCGAGCUUCCCUCCAGAAGAUGCAGAGCAGGUGUGGUGUUCAUGGCAGGCCACGUGUAUGCCGUGGGCGGGUUUAACGGCUCCCUUCGGGUGCGGACAGUGGAUGUGUACGACGGUGUGAAGGACCAGUGGACAUCCAUUGCCAGCAUGCAGGAGCGCCGGAGCACAUUGGGCGCGGCCGUGCUCAAUGACCUUCUCUACGCGGUUGGAGGCUUCGACGGCAGUACGGGGCUGGCAUCCGUAGAAGCCUACAGCUACAAGACCAAUGAGUGGUUCUUCGUGGCCCCAAUGAACACGAGGCGGAGCAGCGUGGGAGUGGGUGUCGUGGAGGGGAAGCUGUAUGCCGUUGGAGGUUACGAUGGGGCUUCCAGGCAGUGCCUGAGCACCGUGGAGCAGUACAACCCAGCCACCAACGAGUGGAUAUACGUGGCAGACAUGAGCACCCGACGCAGUGGCGCUGGGGUCGGGGUGCUCAGUGGACAGCUGUAUGCCACGGGGGGACACGACGGACCCUUGGUGAGGAAGAGUGUGGAAGUUUACGAUCCUGGGACAAACACGUGGAAGCAGGUGGCAGACAUGAACAUGUGCCGGCGGAACGCAGGGGUCUGUGCAGUGAACGGGCUCCUGUACGUGGUCGGAGGGGACGAUGGAUCGUGCAAUCUGGCUUCAGUCGAGUACUAUAACCCAGUCACAGACAAGUGGACGCUGCUGCCCACCAACAUGAGCACUGGGAGGAGCUACGCAGGUGUUGCUGUGAUUCACAAAUCCUUGUGACCUGAACUCCCUCAGCCAGGAGGUGGAGGAAGAAGCUGCAGGGCACUGCCUGUGGCAGCAGGACCACGACAAGUGAUGAGAUGGAUUGGGAGGCUCUGCCAUGGGUCGACAACUACCUUCAUUGUCUCGGCAGACCAACCUCAACCCUCUCCUAGUGGACACCGGUGACCCACCUUCUGCUCCAAGGUGCUUUGGAUUCUGCCCUAAACAGUUGAGUUCCUGACAGCCCCAGCAGCACCCUAGGGCGCUCACACUCGGGAACGUGUGUGCGCGUGAGUGUGUGCGUGUGUGCGUGUGUGUAAAACAUUUCAUUCAGUCGGGGCUGGACCUGUGUGAUUGUCUACUGGAUUUCUUUACUACUGAUCUUUUUACUAUGCUAAAACUUGUACAAACAUCUUUUUGGACUCAUCCAAUGGGACCCUAGACUACUAAAGAUGCUGUCUUCUGGAGGUCCAGACAGAACUAGCCAAAAGCAGCAUUCUAACCGUAUCUGGGACCAUGACUUGACUUCUGCAGCUGCGUGGAAGAGCAGGGGCGUCCUCAAAGCUGCUCUGCGGCCUCUCCCUGUGCCGCUGCCUCCUCCUCGACUGCACUCUAGGGGGCGGAUGAGAACGGUUUUGCCUUCACAUUUUGGCCUCUACUCCCCGAUGCCAUGAAUUCCAGAUUUGGAGGAUUUUGUGUCUUCUCAGCAGGGAAAAACAAACUCUUCAGACAAGCCCCAGGGAAAAAAACACUGGAGAGAAAUAGACAAGAAAAGCAAGCGGGCAAGCAAGUAAAAGAAGAAAGUGGUGGGACUGGUAAUAUGGCUCAGUGGUUAGGAACACUGACUGAUCUCCCAGAGGUCCCGAGUUCAAAUCCCAGCAACCACAUGGGGGCUCACAACCAUCCGUAAUGGGAUCCGAUGCCCUCUUCUGGUGUGUCUGAGGACGGCGACAGCGUACUCAUAUACAUUAAGUAAAUAAGUAAGUAAAUAAAUAAUCUUAAAAAAAAAAAAAAGCAAGCAAGGAAGCAGACAGAGAAACCAAAGCGGCCUGGAUUCAGUCCCCAGGCCCAGCAGCCUCAGAGAGGGAGGGACCCUGUUUUGAUUGCUCUCAGGGCACCCACCUUAUUUAUCAUGCCUGUUAUGUGGGCCGACUUAUCCACGGUAUCGGCUCUCACGUGGAGGAUAAGUAAAAGGUCACCCUGCCACCCCAAACCCAGAGGUAGGUUUGUCCCUAGGUCAGGAGUGGCCGCAUAACUCCGAGGGACAUGAAGGAUUCUAAGAAACAUGCUGGCUGGAUCCGGCCCUCGGCACUCUGUGAGGAUGGUCAAGGCUGCUUGUAUCCUGUCUUCCCUUUCUCAUGCUUCCUUCUAGUCCAGAGUCUGUAUCCUCUCUCCGGCUCCGAAGCACUCCUUUUUACUUUCCCUUCGGGGAAGGGCCCUGGGCUGGAGAUGCUCCUCAAAGACGCUUGUAUUUUAAAAAUGGAAGCAACUCAGGAAAGUUUUGCUCAGCCACAGAUGAAAACUAUUAAAAAUGUAACUUCAAGCACCUGGGGUGGUGUUUGGAUGCACACAGAAGCAGACGCGUCAAGGGUUGGGCUGUGCUCAUUGUAAGAGCAUGAGUUUGAUCUCUAAGCACUGACAUAAAAAAAAAAAUUUAGGCACAGCAGCUUAUGCCUCCUAUCUCAAAGCGAGGAAGGCAGACACUGGAAGAUUUCUGAGGCUUUUGGGGGUGGGAGCAGUCAACCCUGGCUAACCAGAAAGUCUCAAGUCUCCGGUCUCAGGGAGAGACUCGCAAAACAAACUGUGGAUCCUGCAGACCAACGUUAAAGGUUGACCUUUGGCCUCUACACACACACUUCCCCCGACACCCAUGAACAUCAACCCUAAACUCUUCUUACACUAACGAACUGCUUGUCUUGGAAUCGUUGCCCUUGGAGGGAGACUCUGUGGCCGGAGAACAGUUUCAUACCCAGGAGACAUCAGAGUCCGUGCAGAGGAGACCAAGGGACUUUGUGAACUCUCACUCUGGAGUUCAGACACAAGUAGGUUCUUCAAAGCACAUUCUGUAGGAGGUUGGUGCCCGCUGUCCUCUCUGCCUUUGGAAGCUUCUCCUCCUCUAGACAGCCACUGAGUAGUUCCUGAGCGCCCUUCCAUGAGGGUAAACCUUACUUCCUAAUGUCAAGCAGAAGUUAGGCACUACCACAUCUAGAUAGCUCACAGCCUUAGGAAGAAGCUAGCAUACCCUUCUUUGGGGGACCCAGAAGAAAUGUCUCCCAAUGGAGGCAAACAUCUUCUCAGCUGGUGCUCUGGUUCUCAGCUGUGAGUGGGGAGAGCCACUCGUGAAGCCUGGCCCAGCGGUUGGAAUGCACUCCACGCCCAGGCCCUUCCCUCAGUGCGAGCCGUGAGGAUAAGGUUGGGGAUCAGAGUCUAAUGAGCUCUUCACACAGGCCCUCUAUUUCAGGUGAAAGGUAACCCCACCCUCCCCCAUUCCCGCCAAGAACCCAGACUUUUAUAUUUAGGGGUCACGAUAAGUCUUCCUUUGAGUACUCUUCUCUCCGUGGAAGCUGGCCAGCCACGGUUUCUGCUGGAGCUUUUGCUGUGGGUCCCACCUCGUGCCUCCCUCCCCGUGAAGCAUCGGUUCUGCAGGCAGAGCUGUUGAGGGCUUCACUCAUUCACACCCGUGUGUCCUUUCGUGUGGGGACUAGAACACUGGUAUGUCAUCGCCAAAAGUACUAGCCUGCUCUAGCUGCCCACAGAUACCCCCACCCCGAGACCAGCGUUGAUGCAUCAUCAGGUAGAAGUCUCCCCAUGACUGAUACCACAGACCCACUUUCAAGUCCGUGCUAGGCACACGGUGGGCAAAUUCCCCUCCCUCACCUGACCGAGCAGUGAAUACAGCCCUGCCAAGAGGGCACAUCUGAAAUCUGACUGCAGUGACAAAAUGGAAUUGAGACCCAAGGUUAGACCAAGGUUAAAGCAGCUUAGACGCCACUCGGAUGCUGAUUCGGACUGUGGAAGUCAGCCUCUGAACUCCAAAGUUACUUCUAAGUACCCAACAGCAUCUCCAUCUUAAAAGAGGAAAAGGAGGCAGUAUUAUGCAAAUGAAGUGACCUCAUUUUUUCUGCUAUGCAAUAAGAAUUCUUGAUUGUGUCUCCUGACAAGCCAGUUGUGAUGAUAUCCCCUCAGCUGAUUUUUUUUUGAGCCGUACUCCUUUGAUAUCUGUUGUGUAAUGUUUGUAUAUCUCUGAGCCAGAUCCUUUCAAAGGUUGCCUUUUUUUUUUCUUUUGUAAAAUUGAAGUUUUGAAAAUUUAGCUUUCAGGCUAAAGUUUCAAUGUAGAUAUUUUUAUAGAUAGUUUUCCAGGACAUUUGAAUCGCUUUCUAUCAUCCACGACAAUGAAAUGCUGUUCUGUGUGUCACUCACCCUAGCAGUGUGCGCCUGGAGCUGCCCUCACUUUGUUCCUCACCACCUCCAGAACCCUUCUGAGCUCUAGGCCCUCAAUGGUCUGGGAAGACUGCUGGAUCCCAAGACACCAUCACCGGCUUCCUUUCUUAGUAGCCAGGGACUAAGGUUAAGCUUGACUCCACACUUACCGUCCUGCACCUCUCAUCUCUGUGUGUUUGUGUGUCUGCGUUCUGCAGGGCUGCUUGGCCCACGUGGCGAGGCUCUUACAGCCUGGCCCGCAGGCCCACACUACCUAGGCGGCCUGGGCCCUGCACUGCCCAUUCUCCACUGUCUCCUCACUUCUGGAGGUUUCUAGUAUUCAGGGCCUCCGCGGCUGGGUCCUGCCUCUUUGGGAAGCUUGUGCUCCCAUUACUUCCGGGUCAGUCGGCGGUGACCUGUGGGGAGAAUGCGCCCAGCAGACAUUCCCUCAGUUUUUCCCUCUUUCUUGAGCUGUCUUCACUCCAGGUUCCGUUUUGUGUAUUUAUCUGCCACGGGACCCUUGUUUCUCUUUUUAAAUCUUAAUUUAUUAUUUUGGGGACAGGGACAGGUGCCAUUUAAAUCGCCUCCAUGCCUCUUCCUGUGUGACCUGGGCUGGAUCACGUUGGGAGGCUGAGCAAACCCAGUAAGUUGGACAAGAGCACCCAAGGCUCUGAUGUGCUGAAGCAAGGAGACCAGAGUGCUUUUGUAGGUUGUGUGUGUGUGUGUGUGUGUGUGUGUGUGUGUGUGUGUGUGCACGUGUGUGUAUGCAUGCGUGUGUGCGCGCGAGCGUGCUAUUUAAGCCCCUCAUGUUCAGCUGCACUGUUAUCCACUGAGCAAGCAGAAAAUCCAGCAGCACUUCCAACGUACGGGGGCAGGAGCGACUUGUUCUGUGUGGGUAAUCCAGCCUAGAGUUCCCGUGCAGCCUUCACUGCGGGGCUCUGACUUCUGGCUGUAGCAGCAGCCGAGGCGGGAUUGCACAGGGCUGCGGCAUCUGCAGGAAUAAACUGUUCUUGUGCUGUUUUUGCCUUUGGUUAUAAGAUUGUAAGUUACCCCUUCCCCCCUUGGUGGUAAUAAAGGGCCCUCGUUGGACUUCUUGUUUAAUUUGUAUAUGACUCGUAAAAUACUUUCUUCGAAAGAAAACUCAAGACACGGAAUGAGAAUAUCUCUGCGAAUGCCCUGCCUCUGAUAUGGGUCACCAGACUGGACACUGGGACAGUAAAGCACUUGACCUGAUAUUUUCUGCAUGGAUGUUAGGGACCAUAUACCUUGUAAAAGAACACUUGCCACGUGAUCAGUACGGUAAGAGCGGGAAAAUCCCCUCAAACGUAUCAUUUUCACAGGAGCCCAUUCCAGCUCCCCACACUGUACACGGCGUUUUAAUAAAAGCUGAACUGUGAAAACA
Messenger RNA from Rattus norvegicus (Norway rat), 6940 nucleotides. Lineage: Eukaryota; Metazoa; Chordata; Mammalia; Rodentia; Muridae. The record is from RefSeq and is a predicted model, not a curated record.